UGAUGAUUGGUUAUAUCACGGUUCUCCGUGAAAGGCUCAGCCGAUUCCUUGUUACGUUCUGUGCCUUAAACCGUCUGAACAUUUCUGUCAACAUGAAAACACCAAGGAAACUGCAUGGGAUCAUCGUUGAAACGGAUUUACCAUACUGAUCUCUGCAGACGAGCCCAGGACUAUUCGUCCAUGAGGCCACGCGACACAUGCCGGAAGUCAUUUACAAAUCACACGCGCGCACAAGACGUUUUAGGGCGUCCAUUUCACCUGGUGAGCAUGCCUGUGGCCUGUGGGAGGAAACUGUAGUACCCGGAGAAAACUCACGCGCACAUGGGCAGGACAUGCAAACGCAGAAAAGUCACCGGUCCGACCGGGGGAUCGAAUCCGCAAGUGCAAUGUUGAAAUUCCAUUGUCUCGCGAUACUUGAUCACUACCUCUGAGAUCUCGUUCCUACAAACAAAGAUGGCGGCACGUGUCUCGUCCAUGCGGCUGUGAAGAGAGACGUCUUUAGUUUUUUCUCUAUAUAUUACCUUUGUAUGGUGGACGACGAUCAAGAUAGAAUACAGUUAAAGUCAAGAUGCAGCACGACGACGUGAUCUGGGACAUCAUUGGAAACAAACAGUUCUGCUCCUUCAAAGUCAAGACGAAGACGCAGAACUUUUGUCGAAACGAGUUCAACAUCACGGGUCAGUGUAACCGCACAUCCUGCCCGCUCGCCAACAGCCAGUACGCCACCAUCAGAGAAGAGAAGGGUCAAUGCUUCCUGUACAUGAAGGUCAUCGAGAGGGCAGCAUUUCCUGAACGCCUGUGGGAGAAGGUGAAGCUCAGCAAGAACUAUGAGACAGCUCUGGACCAGAUCGACCAGAACCUCAUCUACUGGCCUCGGUUCCUGCGGCACAAAUGCAAGCAAAGGUUCACCAAAAUCACCCAGUACCUGAUCCGCAUGCGCAAGCUGGUGCUAAAGAGAAGAAGGAAGCUGGUGCCGCUCAGCCGGAAGGUGGAGCAGCGUGAGAAGAGGAAGGAGGAGAAAGCUCUGAUCGCCGCUCAGCUGGACAAUGCCAUUGAGAAGGAGCUGCUGGAGCGCCUGAAGCAGGGGACGUACGGCGACAUCUACAACUUCCCUGUGCAUGCCUUUGACCGAGCGCUGGAUCAGCAGGACGAGGAGAGCGAGUCAGAGGAGGGAGAGGAGGGAGAGGAGGAGGAGGAGGAGGAGGAGGAGGAGGAGGAAGAGGAAGAGGAUGUGGGCGCCAGAGAGUUCGUCGCAGAAGAGGAACUGGAGGAGAGCGACCUGAGCGACUUUGAGGACAUGAACCGACUCCAGACCAGUAGUGACGAAGAGUCCAGUGAUGAAGACGAUGGAGCUCAGAAGGCCAAGGCUCCCAGGUCAAAGGGCAAAUCCCCCGCAAAUGGUGUGGCGGCGAGGAGGAAGCGAGCCUUCGUGGAGAUCGAGUACGAGCAGGAGCCUGCCAGCAAGAGCAGAACGACCUCGUGACCUGUGAUGUCACAGCAGAGUCUUUGUUGAUGGAACUUUUCUCAUUCUUUUGUCAGUUCAGACGUCGCACAGUAAAAACGUUUG
This is a messenger RNA of Synchiropus splendidus (mandarinfish), 1567 nucleotides long. RefSeq names its product MAK16 homolog (S. cerevisiae) (gene mak16). NCBI's taxonomy places the organism in Eukaryota, Metazoa, Chordata, Actinopteri, Syngnathiformes, Callionymidae. Gene Ontology annotation, cellular component: nucleolus; preribosome, large subunit precursor. The coding region runs from base 569 to 1483 and encodes 304 amino acids. Gene Ontology annotation, biological process: maturation of LSU-rRNA; maturation of 5.8S rRNA. The record is from RefSeq and is a predicted model, not a curated record. The transcript is spliced from 10 exons.